AGUGAAGGCAGGGACCCAGCUGCCCAGGCCCUGCCUGUCUGGCUGGGGCUGGGGGCUGGGGGGAGGUGGCCAGGAGGCCGGGCCUGGGCAGCCAAACUGGAGCCUUGGCCAGGGUCCAGCGCCUCCCUCCCUUCAGCUUCCUGCCUCGCAGAACCCUCGCCCCUGGCCACCCCGGGCUGCCUCCUUGCCCAGGCAGACCCAGCGCUGGCUGCUGCCAGGCAGAUGGGGUAGUGGGCAGGGGUUGGAGGGGCCACCCUCCCAGCUGACCCAGCCUCCUGGACCAUUUCCUCUAAGCCAGCAGGGCAGAAAGAUGGGGCACUCGCCAGACUCCCCCAGUGUCCCAGCCCCAGCUGGCACCACAGCUCUGUCCGGGCUCAUUCCAGACCUCAUCGCCGGGACCCCCUGGCCCAACUGGGCUGGCACAGCUGGCGCCUUUGCCUCGGGCGUCCCCCUCCUCUCCGGCCUCCUCUCCGCUGUCUGCUGCUGCUGCCGCUGCCACAGGAAGAAGCCCAGAGACAAGGAGGCCGUGGGCUUGGGCAGUGCCUGGGGCACGACCACCACCUGCCUGGUGCAGCCGGAUGUGGAGAGUCUGCAGCCCAGCCCGGCGGCCGCUCCGCCAUGGGGGCGCCUGCAGCUCUCCCUGGAGUACGACUCUGGAAGGCAGGAGAUCCGGGUGGGCCUGAGGCAGGCAGCCGACCUGAGGCCCGGGGGCACCGUGGACCCCUAUGCCCGGCUCAGCAUCUCCACCCAGGCUGGGCACAGGCACGAGACAAAGGUGCACCGAGGCACACUCUGCCCCGUGUUUGAUGAGACCUGCUGCUUCCAUGUGAGUCAGGGCUGGGCGGCUGGGCGGCUGGGGGGGACUGGGCGGCUGGGUGGCUGGGCAGCUGGGGCGGCUGGGCUGGGGCAGAGGGCCUGGCUCUUGCCACUGCCUCAGGUCCCGCAGGCGGAGCUGCCAGGGGCCACCCUGCAGGUGCCGCUUUUCCACUUCAGGCGCUUCUCGGGGCACGAGCCCCUGGGUGAGCUCCGUCUGCCACUGGGCACCAUGGAUCUGCAGCACGUUCUGAAGCAGUGGUACCCCCUGGGCCCGCCAGGUGCCACCGAGCCUGAGCAGGUCGCGGAGCUGUGCUGCUCCCUCCAGUACGUGCCCGGCUCAGGCCGGCUAACCAUGGUGGUGCUGGAGGCCCAAGGCCUGCGUCCAGGACUGGUAGAGCCCUACGUGAAGGUCCAGCUCAUGCUGAACCAGAGGAAGUGGAAGAAGAGAAAGACAGCUGGCAGAAAGGGCACGGCUGCCCCCUACUUCAACGAGGCCUUCACCUUCCUGGGGCCCUUCAGCCAGGUCCAGAAUGUGGACCUGGUACUGGCCAUCUGGGACCGCGGCCCGCAGCUCGGGGCCGAGCCGGUGGGCAAGGUGCAUCUGGGUGCCCGGGCCUCGGGGCAGCCCCUGCAGCACUGGGCGGACAUGCUGGCCCACGCCCGGCAGCCCGUGGUCCAGUGGCACCCCCUGCGGCCGGUCAGGGAGGUGGACCGAGCGCUGGCUCCGCAGCCCCGCCUGCCCCUGCCCCUGCCCCGCUCCGGAACACACCAUGGGCCUCGGUCUCCCCGCUGAGCCCGGCCACUUGCCCAGGCUGCCCUGCAGGACCAUUGCAAUAAACGCCUUCUCCUGCCA
Messenger RNA from Saimiri boliviensis boliviensis (Bolivian squirrel monkey), 1669 nucleotides. RefSeq names its product synaptotagmin 8 (gene SYT8). Gene Ontology annotation, molecular function: SNARE binding; calcium-dependent phospholipid binding; calcium ion binding. Lineage: Eukaryota; Metazoa; Chordata; Mammalia; Primates; Cebidae. Gene Ontology annotation, biological process: calcium ion-regulated exocytosis of neurotransmitter; synaptic vesicle endocytosis. Gene Ontology annotation, cellular component: axon; exocytic vesicle; dense core granule. The record is from RefSeq and is a predicted model, not a curated record.